UAUCGACACACAAUCACAACAAAUUGGGACAAACCCAUCGGGAUUGCUUCCCGUAUCUUUACACUUUCCGAACGGUGUCACAAUACGGUAUCGAAUGAAUGAAAUAUAGUAUCAGUUCCGGUAUUGUUAUUCACCCUUUCCUAAUCUGGAGGUGUCUUUGUACAUUUGGAAGAAGGUGUGUGUGUUAGCUCAAUACUUAGUUUGAAUAUCUAGGCGAUAACCUGUGUCUACGCCUCUAUGUAGAUCCGAUAACAGGUGAUUGAUUUUUUUUAUCACAAGCAUUGUGUUGUACUAUGUGUAACAUCACCUUAAAACUUCGUGCUCAGUACCGGUUCGUCUACGAUAGCGUCCGGUUGUGACGGAGAAAAAGGGGGCUUUUACAAUGUGUGGCAUACUUCGAUGUUGUUGCGAUUGUACCAAACGUAUAGCUUGCUGUUGCUGUACCUGUGCCCUUCAGACGUUAUGCUGUAUGGUGUUUGUGGUGGUCAUCAUCUGUCUGGCGAUUGGAUUAGGUGUCUAUUUCGGUGUCUUCCACAAUCGGGACUCGGACUCCAGUACCACGACAACGCCCAGAAGUCUCAUGCUGAACGCCCUCAUGCCUGACGCCUUCAAUGAGGAUAAGGAGUCAACGUGGGUGUAUUAAGAAGGUCCACAAUGUCUACAUUAACACUUCCCCCCUUCAAGAGCAAACGCUGUGAUAUGUGAUUAGACUAAGAAGAAGGACCAAUAGUUCCUAGGGUCUGUUCUCGUGUCUGUUUAACAUUUAGUUGCACAAGUGGAUCUAAAUUUCUCGUUCAAUAAAUCGAUGUGCGCCACACCAAA
Anopheles funestus (African malaria mosquito) is the source of this 822-nucleotide messenger RNA. RefSeq names its product protein midgut expression 1-like. The record is from RefSeq and is a predicted model, not a curated record. The transcript has 2 exons. The coding region runs from base 383 to 643 and encodes 86 amino acids. Lineage: Eukaryota; Metazoa; Arthropoda; Insecta; Diptera; Culicidae.